Messenger RNA from Dacryopinax primogenitus, 1591 nucleotides. RefSeq names its product WD40 repeat-like protein. Gene Ontology annotation, cellular component: phagophore assembly site membrane; extrinsic component of membrane; fungal-type vacuole membrane. Lineage: Eukaryota; Fungi; Basidiomycota; Dacrymycetes; Dacrymycetales; Dacrymycetaceae. The record is from RefSeq and is a predicted model, not a curated record. Bases 287 to 1591 code for a protein of 434 amino acids. The transcript has 8 exons. Gene Ontology annotation, biological process: nucleophagy; autophagy of mitochondrion; protein localization to phagophore assembly site. Gene Ontology annotation, molecular function: phosphatidylinositol-3,5-bisphosphate binding; protein binding; phosphatidylinositol-3-phosphate binding.
GGAGCCAGGAGAAAAGCGCUGCGCUUUGAGGUGUACAACUUGCUACUAGACUCUUUUGUCUGUUCGACUAGGAGGAAACGAAAGUGGACGGCUCAUCUACCAGCUUUAGUGGAACUAACAGUACCCUCUGAUUGUGGAAGAUAUCUCGGACUUCAGAAUACGGCAGUCCGCUUACGCGCGUUCUCCUGUCGUUGCACUCUCUCGUGUCCUAACGACGCGUUUCUCGUUCUCCUUUCUCGACACACUUUCAUCUACAAGUCAGAUCGUAUUCAACAAGAGCCCAACGAUGAUAUUUCCCAGAUCGGCGUCAACGCAUCCCCAACUGCUCUUUGCCAACUUCAACCAGGAUUUCUCCUGCAUAAGCGUCGGUACACGAUCAGGCUACUCAAUCAUCAACUGUGAUCCCUUUGGGCGCGUAUUCACAAAGAAUGAAGGCGCGGUUGGCAUCGUUGAGAUGCUCUUCUGUACUUCUCUUGUCGCCCUCGUGGGCGCUGCAGACCAACCGACAAGCAGCCCAAGGCAGUUGAAGAUCGUCAAUACCAAACGGCAAUCCACCAUUUGCGAGCUCUUAUUCCCCACGACAAUCCUUGCGGUGAAGCUGAACAGGAAGGUUUUGGCGGUAGUCCUCGAGGCCGAGAUAUACCUGUAUGAUAUCAGCAAUAUGAAGCUGCUGCAUGUCAUUGAGACGAGUCCGAAUCCGAACGCUAUAUGCGCCCUCUCACCCUCCGCCACCUCCUGUUACCUCGCUUACCCCUCUCCCAUUCCCUCCCCCUCCAGCACCUCCAGUGUACCACCACCCACGACUCAUGCCUCUCAAUCCGGAGAUGUGAUCAUCUUUUCUCCCCUUACCCUCACCAUCACCAACGUCGUCCACGCGCACAAGACGCCCAUCUCAUGCCUCGCAUUGUCGUCCAACGGACAAUUACUGGCUACUGCCUCGGAGAAAGGGACAAUCAUUCGCGUCUUUGCACUUCCAUCAGCACAGAAGGUCGCACAAUUCCGUCGGGGAACAAGGGAAUCACGGAUACACAGUAUGAACUUCAACAACGUUGGUACGCUCCUCGCUGUGAGCAGUGCGAGCGAGACCGUGCACGUCUUCCGGUUGGACGAUAAGCGUGCUGCAGCGAGCGUGGCAGGGGGGAGGAGAACGAGCGGGACGAGCGUCAGUAGUGGUGUGGGAAGCGCGCUCGGUGAAGAAGAUGCGGAUAGUGCUAGAAGCGGGAGUGGGGCGGUUGAGGGAGGAAGGGAACCCCCAAGCGUGGAGAAGCAGGCACUCUCCUUAACAGGGAUGCUCUCCCGUCAUUCAUUGAAACUUGCCGGUGGUCUGGUAGGGCAAGUGGGCAGUAUGCUGCCAAUUCCCACCCAGGUGUCAGAGAUGUGGGAGCCUGCGCGAGACUUUGCCUACUUGAAGCUUCCAGGCGGGGCUGGGAGAUGUGUCGUUGCGCUGUCUGGCACCAUGCCGCAAGUGAUGGUUAUUUCUUCGGACGGGUACUUUUACGCGUACAAUAUCGAUCUCGAGAACGGGGGUGAGUGCGUGUUGAUGAAGCAGUACAGCCUAGUAGACUCGGGUGACGAUAAUACGGGAGAAUAG